CUACACUUCAAUUCUCUUCUUCUUCCUUUUCAAAAAAUACAUUUCAAAAAUUUCAUCAAAACUAUAUUCUAAAAACAUUAUACUAAAAUUCUUCUGCAAAAAUGAAGCUGUUAUCUAAGAAAGCUACGUGUAAUACUCAUGGCCAAGAUUCUUCUUAUUUUCUUGGAUGGGAAGAAUAUGAAAAGAAUCCUUAUGAUGAAAUCAAGAAUCCCAAUGGAAUUAUUCAAAUGGGUCUUGCAGAAAAUCAGGUUUCAUUUGAUCUUCUUGAAUCAUGGAUAACCAAUAAUCCCGACGCAGCUAAUUUCAAGAAAGACGGACAAUCCAUUUUUAAAGAGCUUGCUCUUUUUCAAGAUUAUCACGGCCGUCCCGAUUUCAAGAAAGCAAUGGUCGAUUUCAUGGCGGAAAUAAGAGGAAACAGAGUGACAUUUGAUCAAAAUAAGUUGGUUUUGACUGCUGGUGCAACUUCUGCUAAUGAGACUUUAAUAUUCUGCCUAGCUGAGCCAGGCGAAGCAUUUCUUUUACCAACUCCAUAUUACCCUGGAUUUGAUAGAGAUCUCAAAUGGCGAACCGGAGCGGAAAUCGUACCGAUUCAUUGUUCGAGUUCAAAUAACUUCCAAAUCACGGCAUCGGCUCUUGAAGAAGCUUAUCUCGAAGCUCAAAAAAGAAACUUGAAAGUUAAGGGUGUUUUGGUCACAAAUCCUUCAAAUCCAUUAGGCACAACAAUGACCCGUAGUGAAUUAAACCUACUCGUCACCUUUAUUUCCGACAAGAAUAUUCAUCUUAUUAGCGACGAAAUUUAUUCCGGUACCGUGUUCAACACUCCAGGGUUUAUAAGUAUUAUGGAGGUCUUAAAGGAUAAGAAAUUGGAAAAUACUGAAGUUUGGAAUAGGGUUCAUAUUGUUUACAGUCUUUCAAAAGAUCUCGGUCUACCCGGAUUUCGAGUUGGUGCAAUUUAUUCGAACGAUGAUUUAGUUGUUUCAGCCGCAACUAAAAUGUCGAGUUUCGGUUUGGUUUCGUCUCAAACACAAAAUCUUUUAUCGGCUCUUCUAUCCGACAAAAAGUUUACUAAAAGUUACAUUUCUGAAAAUCAAAGACGGCUUAAAAAUCGACAAAAGAUGCUCGUUAAAGGACUCGAAAAAGCCGGUAUCAGUUGUCUGAAAAGCAAUGCCGGAUUAUUUUGUUGGGUUAAUAUGAAACAUUUGUUGAAAUCCAACACAUUUGAAGCAGAAAUGGAGCUUUGGAAGACAAUUGUUUAUGAUGUUAAGUUAAAUAUUUCUCCCGGCUCCUCUUGCCAUUGCACCGAACCUGGUUGGUUUCGUAUUUGUUUCGCUAACUUGUCGGAAGAUACUCUAAAUGUUGCCAUGAAGCGAUUGAAAAAUUUCGUCGAAUCAAUGAGCAACGGUCAAAAUCAAAGUAGUCAUCAAAUGUUGAAAAAUUCAAGAAGAAGGUCUCUCACUAAGUGGGUUUUCCGGCUAUCAUUCGACAACGGCCGUGACCGCGAGCCGGAAGAACGAUAGUCUGGUUUUUGUCGAUUCAUCAUCAUCGUCAUCGUCGUCAAGUCAAGUCAAGUGAAGUGUGAAUUAUUUAUACGUACAAUUCUUUUUUUUCCUCCAAGAUAUUAAUUUGGGUGGAUAAAUUAAUUUUCUUUUUGUAAUAGUAGAAAAAGUGUGCACUCAGAUCCAUUUCAUGAAUAAUGGAUCUUGAAGUGGCUCUUCGUUAAAAUUCUCUCGAAUUCUUCUUAUAUAUGAUGAUCAUAAUGUGAUUAUGA
Molecule: messenger RNA, 1768 nt
Organism: Mercurialis annua (annual mercury)
Lineage: Eukaryota; Viridiplantae; Streptophyta; Magnoliopsida; Malpighiales; Euphorbiaceae
Product: 1-aminocyclopropane-1-carboxylate synthase 8-like
Exons: 4
Coding region: 102-1517 (471 amino acids)
Biological process (GO): biosynthetic process; amino acid metabolic process
Molecular function (GO): transaminase activity; 1-aminocyclopropane-1-carboxylate synthase activity; pyridoxal phosphate binding
Source: RefSeq, a predicted model, not a curated record